AUGUCCACCCAGAAGGCUUUGAUCCUACACAGCAAGGACGCUGGGGAGUAUGUGAUCGGCACUCGCCCCAUUCCGUCGCCUGGCCCGGGUCAAGUACUCGUCAAAGUGCACUCGGCGGCAUUGAACCCUGUCGACAACCUACAGUUCUUUGGACCCAUAGUGCAAUGGUAUGGCUACCCUGCAGUUCCCGGAAGUGAUGGCGCGGGCACUAUCGAGGAAGUCGGCGAAGGCGUGACUGGCUUUGAGAAGGGCGAUCGAGUCAUCUUCCCGUGCUUCUGGAUUGCGGACCGCGGUACUCUCCAGCAGUACGCUCUCUCAGAUGCUGUCCGCACUGCGAAGAUACCGUCCAAGUUGUCUUUUGAUGAUGCAGCUACUAUCCCCUUAUGCCUGGCUACCGCUGCAGCUGGGCUAUACGGGGAGAUCAAGGAGGGCAAUGCGAGCCCUGGAGGUGGUAUUGGACUGCAAGCUCCGUGGACUGGUACCGGCAAAGGCAAGUACUCGGGCAAACCCAUCCUGAUCAUAGGGGGGUCGACCUCAGUUGGCCAAUACGCGACCCAGUUGGCCAAGCUAUCUGGCUUUAGCCCAAUCAUAGUAACCGCUUCUCGACGCAAUACCGAGUAUUGCAAGAGCGCCGGAGCGACACAUGUCAUCGACUACAGGGAAGUGCCAUACGCCGAAGUGCCUGAGGCUGUGGCCAAGAUCACGACACAGCCGAUCGAGGUCGUCUACGACGCGGUCACGACAACGGAGUCUUUCCCCGCCGGUUUGCGUGUCCUUGCGUCCGGUGGGAACAUGGCCGUGGUCCUUCCUCCCAGCAACGCCAAGGUUGGCUCGCGGGAUGCUGACAACAAGCUAGUCGUGUUCUGUUAUGGGAAUGUCAAUAACGAGGAUAACAAUGCGCUGGGCAAUAGCCUGUAUGCCAAGCUUCCGUCGUUGUUAGAGGGAGGGCUGAUCAAGCCUAAUGCUAUUGAAGUACUGCCCAACGGGCUGGCAGGGGCGUUUGGUGGUCUGGAACGUCUGGCAAGCUGGAGCGUCAGCGCAUCAAAACUCAUCGUCCAUCCGCAAGAAACAUGA
This is a messenger RNA of Peniophora sp. CBMAI 1063, 1074 nucleotides long. The record is from the annotation of a GenBank genome assembly. NCBI's taxonomy places the organism in Eukaryota, Fungi, Basidiomycota, Agaricomycetes, Russulales, Peniophoraceae.